AUGGCGGAGCUCCUCGGCGAGGAGGAGCUGCGACAGUACGAGGAGGACGGCUGCCUUUUCCCAGUGUCGGGCCUCUUCUCCACAAGCCGGCUCGCCGAGGUCGAUGCACUCUUGUCGACGCUGGUGGAGCAGCGGCCCCAAAUUGAUCGCGGCGAUGCCUGCAACCUGGCGCCCGAGGAUUUGCUGAACCUGCACCUGACUUGCCGGGAGGUUUGGGACCUAUGCCGGGAGCCUUCCUGCCUGCGCGCAGCCUCUCAGCUCCUGGGCACCACCGACCUCAGUGUUUUCACCUCGCGCGUUCUUUGCAAGGAGCCGCGCACCGGCAAGGAGAUCGUCUGGCACCAAGACUCAAACUACUGGCCGCUGACGAGGCCCGGCAAUGACAAGCCUCGCUCGGAGCUCGGCCCAGAAGAUGUGGAUCCCCUGGUGAGCUCCUUGUGGCUGGCGGUGGACGACGUCACGGCGGAGAACGGGCCCAUGGAGGUCUUGCCCUUCUCGGCCCAGCCGGAAAGCCGCGGCCAGAAUGUGCCCGCCUCCUUCAUCCUCGAUGCGGGAGGUAGCACGGCCGGGUUCGACAACUUCAACCUUUCCCUGGACUCGACGCGCCUCAACACCGCGAAGCGGCGCAAGGUGGAGAUCUGCCGUGGUGAGGCAGAGUUCCACUCCGCCUUCACCAUCCACCGAUCCGAGGCGAACCGAAGCACGAAGAGGCGCCUCGCGUGGAUCGUGCGCUACUGCCCCACAGGGACCCGUGUGGUCGGAGGGGUUCGGGGUUCCUUCGACGAGGGCUACCCCCUGGUUCCCGUAAUGGGAAAAGGCGCGGAAGAGCGCCAUGGUGAGCUUCACUCUAUCCUGGGCGGCGGGAGCGAGCUUGCAAAGAUCAAGCACGAGGUCUAUGCUCCAUGCUUUGGCAACGCGGUGCAAGCGCUGAAGAAGUGA
This is a messenger RNA of Symbiodinium natans, 939 nucleotides long. The record is from the annotation of a GenBank genome assembly. Lineage: Eukaryota; Dinophyceae; Suessiales; Symbiodiniaceae.